Messenger RNA from Salvelinus sp. IW2-2015, 2205 nucleotides. RefSeq names its product lysophospholipase D GDPD3-like. The record is from RefSeq and is a predicted model, not a curated record. Gene Ontology annotation, molecular function: phosphatidylcholine lysophospholipase A1 activity; phosphoric diester hydrolase activity. Gene Ontology annotation, cellular component: endoplasmic reticulum membrane. Lineage: Eukaryota; Metazoa; Chordata; Actinopteri; Salmoniformes; Salmonidae. Gene Ontology annotation, biological process: glycerophospholipid catabolic process.
GACAACUCUUCUUUCUCCUUUUCCUCCURGGCAUGUCUCUGCAUGGGUUCGGUAUUCUCCCACAGGGCUCAACCUCUGUUUACUUCAUCAAGGAGGAUCCAAGGACCUCUGCCUUUUGAUACUGCGCCUAAUUGCCUUCGGACACUUUUGAGGACCGUUUGUUGAGGAGAAUUGAUUAUGGCCAGUUUCCUGUACUUUAUCCUUCCGGCCCUAGGGGGCUACACCCUGACGUCGCUCUACCUGUUGAAGAACCCUCAGAUCCUCCACAAGAAGAAACGGGCUGCCUUCCACUGCACCCACAUCUCACACAGAGGAGGAAGCGGCGAGAGGAUAGAGAGCACCAUGGAGGCUUUCACACAUGCGGUGGAGCAGGGUACAGGAAUGCUGGAGCUGGACUGUCACCUGACCCUGGAUGGUCAUGUGGUCGUGUCACAUGACGAUAACCUCCUGAGGCAGACUGGCCAUGAUGUCACCAUCUCCUCCCUAAACCUAGAGGACUUACCCUUGUAUAAGGACAGACUGGAGGUCACGUUUAAUGAAGGCKGCUACAGCACCGGAACAGACAGGAAGUUCACCCUGUUGGAGGAAGUGUUCAGGAAGUUCCCUAAYAUGCCAGUCAACAUCGAAAUCAAAGAAGACAACAGCUUGCUGAUGGAGAAAGCGUCCAACAUGGUGAAACAGUAUGAUAGAGAGGACCUCACAGUGUGGGCGACUGUAGACUCUACCAUUAUGAAAAAGUGCCGCAGAACUAACUCCACCAUGCCCUAUAGUUUCAGUAUGAGACGAGGGCUGCAGCUGCUCCUCCUUUACUACAGCGGCCUGCUGCCCUUUGUACCGCUGGGAGAGAGCUUCCUGCAGUUCUACCUUCCCCGCAUCAUUAACAGGACAUAUAUUCCUGAGGAGCGUCUUCUGAAGAACAGAAUGGUCAUCUAUCUGAUAGAWAAAUUAACGAUGAGGAAGAGUCUAUUCAAACAUCUGGCCAAAAGAGGAAUUCAGGUGCACCUGUUCGUCUGCAACGAGGAUCCUGACAUCCAGGCGGCGUUUGAAGCAGGAGCCACAGGCAUCAUGACAGACUACCCCACCCUCCUGACUGACUACCUACACAGACACAGGAGUCAAGACUGACAGCCCAAACCUCCAAUCAAACUACUAAUUCACAAACAGGUUCUUAACUGACAGCUCAAGCUACCUGUCAAGAGACCUCCACUUGUACAUUGUGUAUCACUGAAAGAACCACACUGAAAUCGCAAUUUUCCUUCACUCCGGUCUCCACCAAUGAGCAAAAGGACAGAUCUGUGAGGAAGUUGCCCGAAAAGCACAGAUCCAAGACCAGCGUAACUUUCCCAAAUCCCAACCUUAACCAAUAGAGGGAAAAACACAUAACCAAUCUCUGAWCAAUGUCUUUAGGCAACUUCAUUCCAUCUACACAAAAGGAUGUCACUUACACUUACUGUCUUUUGGUUAAUGGAUUGUGGCCAUAUAUUGAGACACUGUUCACCUCUCUCUGCAGCCUUCCCAAACCCUAAUGGAUCUAUCAGUGACUGUCUGGAUGUUGUUGGGAGAAGUGAUUUCUUUAAGUCUAUAUCCUUGACGUUCUCUCAUGGUAUUAUGACAUUUACAUAARGGAACUGACUUUUGGGGUAUUUAUGACAUGCUAUACAAAUUGUAUGUUUAUCAAUGCAAAUAUGUUUUAAGCAUUCAAGACCAACUUCCAUUUGUUUAUACCACUGGAAAAUAAUGGCUUCCAACACACACAGUAUUUAUGUAUUUACUUGCUUCACUUCCUCAUUCUCUCAGCCCAGGCCAUGGUCAAAGUCCGCUCACAGUUCUUAACAAUAAUCUACCAGCCAGUCAGGUCCCAGUGGGAAACAAAGGCUGCACUUUCCUGACCUGGUUCUCUGCAGUAUAGCAAAUAGGUUAAAAUAAUAAGUAGAUAAAUUCAAACAACUCUUUAGAGACCUGGUAAGAGAUAAGACCUUGUCCUUUAGAUUUCUGAGAAAUAAGCCUUCUGUGACACACACAGCAGCCACAAUGAAUAAGAGCUGGAAACACAGGGCACUGGACUGGUUCAUCUAAAUCUAGAUAAGAAUUUCAGACUUGAGAGUGGAGCACAAGUCAGAUCUUUAGCUAAUGUAAAUUUCUAAUCAUGUUCAUGUAUAAUGAUUUAAUUCUGUUUUUAGAACAAUAAUUUCCCCCAGAGUUGCA